AUGUCCCCUCAGCUGGCACAGGUGCAGAACCUGUAUCCCACAUACAGGUUCAUAAAUUCACAAAUCAUCCUGGUCCAGGGAGUGAGCUUAUGGGACCAUGGAGGAGAUUAUGAAGUUGCCAGAGCUGCUGUUCUGAAUGGAGACCUUGGGACCCCAGGGAAGAACAGUGACUCAAAGGAUCAUCCAGAAGUAUUGAAUGUUCGAAUACAACAGGAAAACAGAGAACUGAUCAUAAAUCUGGAAAGAAAUGAAGGUCUCAUUGCCAGUGAUUUCACCGAAACUCAUUAUCUACAAGAUGGUACUGAUAUCUCUCUCACUCGAAAUUACACGGGUCAUUGUUACUACCAUGGACACGUGCAAGGAUACAAUGGUUCAAUGGUCAGCCUCAGCACUUGUUCUGGUCUCAGGGGACUUAUUAUGUUUGAAGAUGAAACCUAUAUCCUAGAACCAAUGAAGAAUGCCACUGAUAAAUACAAACUCUUUCCAGCAAAGAACCUGACAAGAAUCUGGGGGUCAUGUGGUUCACAUCAAAACACAUCGGGCCAGACUGCAUAUGACUCAUUCCCAGCUGCCUCUCAGACAAGGACAAGAAGGCAUAAAAGAGAGACCCUCAAGAUGACCAAGUAUGUAGAGCUGGUUAUUGUUGCAGAUAACCGAGAGUUUCAGAGGCAAGGAAAAGAUCUGGAAAAAGUUAAGCAGCGAUUAAUAGAGAUCGCUAAUCACGUUGACAAGUUUUACAGAUCACUGAACAUCCGAAUAGUGUUGGUCGGUGUGGAAGUAUGGAACGACAUAGACAAGUGCUCCAUUAGUCAGGACCCAUUCACCAGCCUCCAUGAGUUUCUGGACUGGAGGAAGAUGAAGCUUCUACCUCGAAAAUCCCAUGACAAUGCACAGCUUAUCAGUGGGGUUUAUUUUCAAGGGACCACCAUUGGCAUGGCACCAAUCAUGAGUAUGUGCACCGCAGAACAGUCUGGAGGAGUUGUCAUGGACCAUUCAGACAGCCCCCUUGGUGCGGCCGUGACCCUGGCACAUGAGCUAGGACACAACUUCGGGAUGAACCACGACACUCUGGAGAGGGGCUGCAGCUGCAGGACAGCUGCCGACAAAGGAGGCUGCAUCAUGAACCCUUCCACUGGGUACCCGUUCCCCAUGGUCUUCAGCAGCUGCAGCAGGAAGGACCUGGAGACCAGCCUGGAGAAAGGAAUGGGGAUGUGCCUCUUCAACCUCCCUGAAGUCAAGCAGGCUUUUGGAGGCCAGAAGUGUGGGAAUGGAUACGUUGAAGAAGGAGAAGAGUGUGACUGUGGGGAGCCGGAGGAAUGUACAAAUCGCUGCUGCAAUGCCACCACCUGCACCCUGAAGUCAGACGCCGUAUGUGCACAUGGACUGUGCUGUGAAGACUGUCAGCUGAAGCCUGCGGGAACUGCAUGCAGGGGCUCCAGCAACUCCUGCGACCUCCCAGAGUUCUGCACAGGAGCAGGUCCUCACUGUCCAGCCAAUGUCUACCUGCAUGAUGGGCAGCCGUGUCAGGGAGUAGAUGGUUACUGCUACAACGGCAUCUGCCAGACCCAUGAGCAGCAGUGCAUCACACUCUGGGGACCAGGUGCCAAACCUGCCCCUGGAAUCUGCUUUGAAAGGGUCAACUCUGCAGGUGAUCCUUAUGGCAACUGUGGCAAAGAUUCCAAGAGUUCCUUUGCCAAAUGUGAGACAAGAGAUGCUAAAUGUGGAAAAAUCCAGUGUCAAGGAGGUGCCAGCCGGCCAGUCAUUGGUACCAAUGCUGUUUCUAUAGAAACAAAUAUCCCACUGCAGGAAGGAGGUCGGAUUCUAUGCCGAGGAACCCACGUGUACUUGGGUGAUGACAUGCCGGACCCAGGGCUUGUGCUUGCAGGGACAAAAUGUGCAGAUGGAAAAAUCUGCCUCAAUCGCCGGUGUCAAAAUGUUAGUGUCUUCGGGGUCCAUGAAUGUGCAACGCAGUGCCAUGGCCGAGGAGUAUGCAACAACAGGAAGAACUGCCACUGUGAGGCGCACUGGGCACCUCCCUUCUGUGACAAGUUUGGCUUUGGAGGAAGCACAGACAGCGGCCCCAUCAGGCAAGCAGAUAACCAAGGCUUAACUAUAGGAAUUCUGGUGACCAUCCUGUGUCUCCUGACUGCUGGAUGUGUGGUUUAUCUCAAAAGGAAGACCUGGAUACGACUACUAUUUACAAAUAAAAAGACAACCAUUGAGAAGCUAAGGUGUGUGCGCCCUUCCCGGCCGACCAGCGGCUCCCAGCCUGGUCAGGCUCACCUCACCCGCCAUGGAAAGGGCCUGUCGAGUAGGCUGCCACCUUCUCACACAGCCAAGGAUAGAAGACCACCACUGAAUGUGGACAUCAGCAGACCCCUCAGCACCUUUGCCAUCCCUCAGCCCCAGUCACCCCAGCGAGUGCUCCCACCCCUCCACCAGACCCCUCGGGUACCGGGUGGCCCUGCCAGACCCCUGCCAGCCAAUCCUGCACUGAGGCAGGCCCAGGGGCUUAAUAAGCCAAACCCACCUCAGAAGCCUCUGCCCGCCAACCCUUUGAACAGAACAACUCGGCUCUCUAAUGCUGCAGGGAAGACACCGGGGCAGCAGGAGCCUGGGUUUCGCCCAGCACCCCUUAGACCUGCUCCUAAAUAUCCACACCAAGUGCCCAGAUCCACGCAUACUGCCUACAUUAAGUGAGAAGCAAGUUGAUGCCUUUUUCUCAACAGUGAAGACAGAAGUUUGCACUAUCUUUCAACUCCAGUUGGAGUGAUUUUUUUUGUACCAACUUUUAGAACUUUUUAAAUUUAAAAAAACCAUUAUUUCAAGAACUUUGAGCUACUGCCGUCGGUGCUGUGCUGUGCUAUGGUGCUCUGUAUACUUGCUCAGGAACUUGUAAAUUAUUAUUUAUGCAGAAUGUUUAUUACAGUGCAGUGCACUGUAGUAGGCAUUUUUACCAUCACUGAGUUUUCCAUGGAAGGAAGGCUUGUGCUUUUAAUAUUUUAGUGAACUUGAAAUAUCCCGCUUGAUAGGAUUCUGGACACGAUGUUUACUUUCUGAUCAAGGUGUUCUUGGGAACCAGUCACCCAGCUGCCCUCAGCUGCAGUUACAGUACCUGACACGGUUCAACAGAGCCCAGGUAGAACUCCGAGUGAUUUUUGUGGAAUUGCUAGCUUGGGCCUGAACUGGAGGCUGCAAAUCCAGGCUGUCUGUGGCCUCCAGGGAGGUCCUGGAUCCUGGCAAACUGAUAGGCCCCCAGAACAAAAGAGAAGGAUCUGGUUUCUGGUCAGGAUGUUUUGGAGUGAACCUGGGUUGCAGACAGGAACUUUGAGGUGUGGCCCCACCAAGACAGACUCUGGAGUGCCAGACCAGGCAGCAACUUGACCUGCAGCUGACCAGCCUUGAGCACAUUUGGACAGCAGACAAAGAAGAGAUCUGUAGUUUUGCUCAUGGUUUCGCUACAUAGACACAUUCAGAACUUCUUUUUCUGGCUUCCCUUUACAGUGUGCUGGCAUCAGCAUAUUAUUUAGAUUGGGAAUGGUGGUGUUUCCACAAGGAAGCCACUGCAAACCUCCAUCUCCCUGUACUGUUUGGAGCUAAGCAAAUUACCACAUUAUCUUCUCCACUGUAAUACAAUGACCUUGUGUUCAGACAGACAUAUGAGGCUUUCCAUGGGACUGUAAUGAUUUUCAGAUGUAAAGUAGUAACCAGAUCUAGUCAAUCAAUGCUUUAGAUAAAAAUCUCCUUUUACUGAAAGGUUCAACUUAUUAAAAAUGAGAAUCCCUAUGCUUGCAAAAACUACAGCAAAAUGAAAUGCUGUUCUCAUGGUACAGCCUAGUCUACCUACUCAUGGUAUAUAUUGGACAAAGAACCCUUAAAUUCUCUGUAGCACAUUCUAUUUUCUCAGCUAGACUUUAGGAAUCUUGAAAAGAUGUUUUCAAUAUAGUAUGAAGCCUUAACAUUUACAACAUACCUGUUGAGCAUCACAAAACAGUAAAAGGAAAAUCAUUUUCCUGAUCAUCCACAUUCACGCAAAGCAGGGCUGGGCAAGUGGCCUCUUCAAUGGUUUACUCUGCCAAUAUCUCCAAUGGUUUACUAGGAGCCAUUCCCACAAGAUGAUUUUCAAGAUGCCUGAAGGCAAUGGCAUUAGCAUAUAAAGAUGCUCAGAUAAUGCAAAAUGCCAUCCUGCCUCUCCCUGGUUCUGGUGAGGCCAUACAUGACUAGUUUUCAUAUGAGAUGGCAAUUGACAGCAGUCCUAUAAUUCACUCUGAGUGUUUUAUGAUAAGACUUUAAGAGUUAUUUCAAUGGUUUUCCUAUGCUUUGAAGCAGAAAGAAAAAUACAUACUAAGAAUCUUGGUUUGUCUUCCAAAGAGCAAAACUGCAUUUCACUUUACCCACGCUCCACUGUAUCCAAGCAACAUAGUAUUCAUAACUGUGGAUAAAUAAAUCUGUGUCACAAACACACACACAAAGGGAAUCCAGUUUUAAUACAUUCCAGCUCUUAUAGCAUGCAUCUGUUGAGUAUACAAUUAUUUUCUUAAAAAUGUAAAGCCAUGGUAGAUGAUAUUACUGCUGAUGAGAUACAUAUAGAAUUAAUGUAACUGUUGUUACAUUCGGUAAUUGUAUUAAGGCCAAAACAUAAUAUUGAAAAGGUUUACAGUUUUUUAUGGUGCAUUAUGUGGGCAUUGUCUUUCUAGAUGCCCAAAUCCUUAGAUAUGACAUUUUAGACCCUUCUAUUGUAAGUAGAAGGAUAUGGAUGGACUUUCAUUUAUUCUUUCUUAACUGUAAGUCCUGUGCUUUUAAAAACCAGGAACAGUUUGAUAUUGACAGAGGUUAAAACUGUGAUCCUACAUCAUGUCAUCAAUGGCCACUUAGGGGCUGUGGCUAGUGACAUAUUCUUCUCUCUACAAUAUGAUAACUUUUAUAGAGCCAGGCAGUUUAUUUCUGAAUAAAGAGCAAUAUUUAGCAAAUGAAACAUAUAUAGCAAUAACAUCCAUGUUAAUGUAACUUAGGAGCCAAUGACCAGGAUGAU
Messenger RNA from Octodon degus (degu), 5032 nucleotides. RefSeq names its product ADAM metallopeptidase domain 12 (gene Adam12). The record is from RefSeq and is a predicted model, not a curated record. The coding region runs from base 1 to 2700 and encodes 899 amino acids. The transcript is spliced from 23 exons. Lineage: Eukaryota; Metazoa; Chordata; Mammalia; Rodentia; Octodontidae. Gene Ontology annotation, biological process: proteolysis. Gene Ontology annotation, molecular function: metalloendopeptidase activity.